This is a messenger RNA of Acanthaster planci (crown-of-thorns starfish), 6588 nucleotides long. RefSeq lists its product as uncharacterized. NCBI's taxonomy places the organism in Eukaryota, Metazoa, Echinodermata, Asteroidea, Valvatida, Acanthasteridae. Gene Ontology annotation, molecular function: calcium ion binding. The record is from RefSeq and is a predicted model, not a curated record.
GUGUGUUGCUGGUCGAUUGCUGUGAAUGAGAUUGGAUCGAUGUCUGUCCCCUGGUAAAGGAAACAGCAAACCAUGAAAACAUCUCUCUGCCAGCAUAGGCCUACAUGAAACUUAAUCUAAUUUGAAAACAGCCAUAAACGUCUGAAGUCGAACAUCUUUAAAAGUUGAAUCGUGACAGUACAGUUUCGGUGAACGACACGGCGUACACCAGCAGUAACAAGGACAGUUGCCUCUUGCUGGGUGGGUAGAGAAAGCAGACAGACAGACUUGUUGGCCUGCAGUACAGACAGUGAUUGCCAGUCGUUUAAAAUUUGUCAGCAAACAGCGUGAAGCCGGAGAAUUUUAAAGCUUAGACCUAAUAUCACAAAGUGAGGGGAAAGAGAGGCGAUAUCGAGGACCAUGAAGUUUUCAGCGGAUGGAAUGCCGCGCGGGUUGGGAGUAGCCAUGGUGUUGCUUGUCGUCCUUCUCGGUCAGCAGUGGCACCCGGUGAACUGCCAGAACACGUUCCCUCCAGAUUUGUUUCCGCUGCCCCACGUGUCUUUACCGUCUCCAUCUUCGAUGUGUCUGCCGGGCUACUGCGAGCACGGAGGCACCUGUUACGGCGUACACGAACACCCCGUCUGUGUCUGCUCUGGUCCCUACGUGGGCGAGCGUUGCGAAUACUUUGAUGGUUGCUUGAGCGAUCCCUGUGCUAACAACGGUCACUGCGAACUGUCAGUGUUAACCGGAAGCAACAGCACAUCGCUGUCCUGUAAGUGCCUAGACGGAUUCAGUGGGACCAUCUGUGGAUCAGUCACCACUGGGCAGACGCCUUGCUCCAGUAGACAUUGUGAAAAUGGUGGCACCUGUUACCAUGACAACACUGGAGCGUUCUGCGUCUGCACUGACGAUUUCUAUGGGACAGAGUGUGAGAACGACCAUCCUUGCAGUACCGUGCAGUGCCAGAACGGGGGGACCUGUAAUGCUGACCACGGGGAGCCCAUCUGUCUGUGUCCAUCUGGAUGGUGGGGCAGAACCUGCGAAUCGACCACCCUCACAGACCCUUGUAGUGUCUUGAAUCCCUGCCGCAAUGGAGGAACGUGCUUCAGUGGCCUUGACUUUGUCUACUGCAGCUGCUCCUAUGACUACGUUGGAGUCAACUGCGAGUUCGAGGUAACUACCGGCAUGCACGUCUGCGAGUCCUCCUCCAAUCCGUGUCAGAACGGCGCCUCUUGCGUCCGAGCGGGCAAUGACUUCUUCUGCCAGUGCUCCUUUGGAUGGUAUGGCCAAUACUGCGUGACGUCAAUCUCACCGUGCAGGGAUUACACUUGCCACAAUGGUGGGACUUGCUACGUGGCUAUCUCCACCCACUACCCCCGCUGUAAUUGUCAGCCUGGCUGGACGGGCAUCGACUGCUCGGACCCAGUUACCAUAGUUAAUCCCUGUGAUAACUUCAACUGCAGCAUGCAUGGGCUUUGCAGCAGCUUCCACACGUUCGCCUUCUGCAUUUGCGAUCCUGGUUGGGAGGGCGAGCACUGCGAGUCAGAGUAUACGGACCCCUGCCAUUCCAACCCUUGCAUGAAUGGUGGCGUUUGUUUAAGUUACAGCAGUUACAGCUAUUUUUGUUACUGUUCAAGUGGCUGGGGAGGUGAAAGGUGUGAAAUAGCCUUUCCUACGUCCUGUGAUGAGCUGGAUUGCCAGAACGGUGGAACGUGUGACGAUUUUUUUGGCGAGCCAUACUGCAUUUGUAGCAGUGGUUGGCAAGGACUGAAUUGCUCUGAAGUGGACCCCAUCUGUAGUGGCAUGCCUUGUCUGAAUGGUGGAACAUGCGAUUCCUUCUUUGGAAUCUAUUCUUGCUACUGUCCACUGCAAUAUACCGGACACAACUGUGAAACUGAAUUGGAUGCUCACAUUUGUGACAGCUGGAUCACCGACCCAUGCGAGAAUGGAGGAACUUGUGAAAGAAUUGGGAGUACCUACUUCUGCCGAUGUCCCAUCGGCUGGGGAGGNCUGAACUGCUCUGUAUCCAUUUCCCCCUGCAGUUCACAUCCCUGCCUGAAUUCAGGCACCUGCCGCGCGUCUGACAGUGGCACUGCUGUGUGUGAAUGCCCGUAUGGAUACAGUGGAGACUAUUGUGAGACGGAAGAUAACUCUGGGGCAUGCCAGUCUGGCACUUGCCAGAAUGGCGGGACGUGCUACUCUUUCCAUUCCCACUCGUAUUUCUGUGUAUGUCCACCUGGGUGGACAGGAACACACUGCGAAAUGAGUAGCAAUGUGAACCCCUGCGACACGUAUACAUGCUACAAUGGGGGAUCAUGUUUUGAUAGUUACGGAGUCCCCUACUGUACUUGCUACGGGGAUUGGACAGGACUUCGGUGUGAAACACCCAUCCAACCCAACGUGUGUGACAGUUAUGAAUGUUCAAAUGGAUACUGUUAUGAAUACCUUGGCCAGCCUCACUGUGAUUGUGACUACGGUUACACAGGGGAACAUUGUGAGACUGACUCUGACCCAUGCCAAAACUACUCUUGCAAUGAUCGCGGCUACUGUAUUGGCUACUAUUACCCUUCCUGUGUGUGUUACGAAGGCUGGACCGGUGCUCGCUGUGAAACAGAGUACAUCGACCAAUGUGCAAAUGUCACCUGUCAGAAUGGAGGCUCCUGCUACUAUACCUUCAAUGAGGCAUACUGCUCCUGUCUUGAUCCCUGGACCGGCCCACGCUGUGAGACAGAGAUGGGUAGUCCGUGCCGUACCUACAACUGCACGAACGGUGGCUUCUGUCUAACUGACCUCUAUGGCGAUGCGUACUGUGCAUGUCCCCCUGGCACCACUGGCCAGUAUUGUGAGACACCGAUUGAGGAUAGCUGUAUCGCAGAUUUCUGCCAGAACGGAGGAACGUGCUAUGAUUUCUUUUUUCCUAUCUGCCUGUGCCCUGAUGCAUGGACUGGAUUACAGUGUGAGACUGAGAGCCCCUGUUCGUCUUCUCCUUGCAAGAAUGGCGGUUCCUGCAUACCUGACUUUAUCAACCCCAGUUCGUUUACCUGUUCCUGCAUUGGCGACUAUGCCGGCCCAACAUGUGAGGAUGAUCACCCGUGUGCCUCAAACCCCUGCCAAAAUGGUGGUACCUGUUUACUUAGUUUUUACUCGGACCUCGAUUUCACCUGCAGUUGCCGCAGGCCCUGGGGUGGAGUUCAUUGUGAGACACACGAGGACUGUGUCGGUGUGACUUGUUUGAACGGUGGAACCUGCUACAUCAGUGUGCGUGGGACCCCAGCCUGUAACUGCGUCUGGGGUUACACGGGUCACAGCUGUGAGACAGAUAAUAUUUGCGAUAUCACCGUGUGCCGCCACGGUGGAACUUGUGUCCAGCGAGGCGCCAACCGAGGAACAUGUGUAUGCCCACAAGGCUACUCUGGACAAUCCUGCGAGACAGAUACUGUUUGUGUUGACGGCAGAUGUUUGAAUGGAGGAACCUGCACAAACUUGGGAUCUGGGCGAGCGAGUUGCACAUGUCCCCCCUAUUUCAGCGGUCAACGAUGUGAAAUAGACACUGUCUGUGCCAACAAGCGAUGUUCAAAUGGUGCAACAUGUAUUAACUCAGGCUACGGUCGAGCAUUUUGCGAAUGCCGAUCAGGUUACACUGGAACAAGAUGUGAGAUUGCCUCUGGCUGCGAUGCAACGAAUCCGUGCAUCCACGGGACCUGCAAAGACGACGCUUCUGGAAAAGCCGUCUGUAGUUGUGAUAAAGGCUGGACUGGAGACUACUGUAGCAUUGGAGAUAAGAGUGUCGGUCCUGAUGCAAGAGGAGGCGAUCAUGCAUCCACAGGCCUGAUUGUGGGCGGGGCAGUGGCUGGUAUUGUUGCCAUAGUGAUCAUUGUCAUCUUGCUCUUCCUCAUCUACCGCACAGUUCAGAAGAGAAGACCCCGCACAACAGGUGAGCCCCAAACAGGUGCGACUGUCCCAGCCCCAGGCCCCAUCUACAGCACCCGUUUCUCAGUUCACAACACCCAGGCCAGCGGCCCAGCUUACAAUGCUAACGAUGGCAGGGUUACUGGGUUGCCAACAGGGGGCGCCAUCGGGGGGCCCAUACUGGAGAAAGAGCGGCCAGUCUCUGUGGAGAACCCCUACGAGCUACCCAAGCAGAUGCCGAGGACAGACGCAGACUUGGGCUACACCAACCCGGGCUACAACCCCGACCAGCCCCCUGCCUACAGCAGUCGGCCGACCUCAGCCGACCUGAGUGAAAAUCCUUAUGUCUCCUUGAAGCAGUAAGCACACCAUGAUCGAAAAGGACAGGCUUGGUAUAUCCCACAUGUCAAACCCCAAGAGGUUAGGCCGGCUGGAGUUAUUCAGCGGCAUCCUUCUGUUCGGCUAAUCAAAAAUUGCCAUUAAAAAUGGAGGUUUCCUUGCACGGAUGCAGCAGCGUAGGCUGAAAAAUUCUCAAGCUACAAUCAAAAAAAAAAUUUCACUAGUGCAAAUUUUACAAAAGGAGAUGAGAUUGAGCCAGAAACGGUUAUAAAAGUACUAGGUUGCUAGCUAGAUAUAUCAGAGUAUUGAUAUUGAUACAUGAGGUCAUAUUUUGUUCUUUAAAUUAACAUCUGAUUAAAAUUAAUAGGAAAAUAAUACAGACAAAAUAAAUUACAAAGAUGUCAUACUUCAAAAACUUGUGCACUGCAAGUUGCACAAUAAAAUGCAUGCAAUGAAAAUACUCAAAAAUAUUAUUAGGGUGUCACGAUGGCUAAAUCUAGAGAGUAUCUUAUAAAAUACAUAUAGAUAGAAAUAUACCCGUCAUUUGGUAAGUGAAAACUGUAAACUGAUUAAUUAUUUGACAAAAAAGUAUAAUUAUGUGUAGGCCCCAAAAAGUUAAUUCUUGCUUUCAAUGUGGCCGAAAUUUUAAUGUCAGUGCACAACAGUAGGGAUGUAGGAUUGCUUAAGGUGUUUUUUAUUUUUCUUGUUUUGCACUUAAUGCAGGUUUUACAUCAGUAUAAGUAUAUACUCAGAGACUUGCAGUUUAUUAUGUACAUAUAUUUUGAAAUGAAGAGUUUUUAUGGAGUGAAGUGCCAGUUAUUUGCUUUAGAGGUAUAUGUAAGAAGCAUGUUUUUGUUCUAUGUUGGUAGCGUGUAUGUACCUUUCUAGUCGCUUUUUGCUUUCAUGGAAUUAUUCCUAUGUCUCUGCAGUACUUUUUGUCAACUGGGGGUUGGCCAACCGUGGGCAGUAUACAUGAUACAGCAAAAGAACUCGUUGAAAAAAAACCUAACACCCUGUGUGUUCACACCGCGGUGUUGAUGCGUAUUGCUAACAAACUGUAUAAUAAAGAAGACACCGCCAAAAUUACCAACGUUCUGAAAUAAAGAGAGCAUUAAAAUUAAUGUGCCAUGUCAUUUUUAUCCAAACGAUCAUACGGCUGAAAUUUACAGUAAUUAACUGCUAGGCACUCCAGUGUUUAUCGACAAAAAUUAUCUGUUAGGUUGUAAAUGCGAGGUUUGAGGCUGCUGGUCCGGUCUCCCAUCUCCACGUAGUUUCUUUGCGGCGAUGAAUCGGUCGAGGUGUAUUUUUUUGGCCCAUCACUCCUAAGCCAGGCUGGAGAAUUAUAAGCUUUUGAAGUUGUAUAGAAAGUGUUAGUGGUUACACGUGAUCAAUGCAAAUUCCACAACUGUCAUUAACGGUCAUAACUCUCAUUAACGGCAACUGCUGACAGAAUUGUUUACUUUGAAGUGUGAACUGAGUUUAAAAAUUUACAUUGGGCGAAGGGGAAAAGUCAAACAUUAAACUAGCCAAUUCAGCCAGAUAGUCACAUUUUGUCAUGAUGAACUCCCUUGGUGAAUGUGUAUCGCAUUGUUGCAGUGCCAAUGGACUUGUCGUUCCAUUAUUUGCCUGAUGUAGAAAAAAAGUCACCAACGACUGCUCGGUAUGUUUACCUUUGUUGCAAUUGUGUGCCCAGUCGUUUACAUGUGUUGGCACUAGAAGUGCCGAAAAUAUCUCGUCUUCAUAUGGCAAAGUGAAAAGUUCAAAAUGUUUUACGGACUGUACCACGUGCAUCGAUGUGGAUUCUGUAGCCACUGCAGUAAAAUUGCCGUGGUUUCUUCAAAGUGUCUCCUUACCCGGACAGUCAUCCGAAAUUGGUCAGUCAUUUUCGUCAGAUGCAGGAUAUUCGUCUUCUGUCACCAUACUGCCAGGACUGGGAAAUAAGUUACCCUUAAUACUAUCAUUUGAUUUGUGAUAAAUUAGAUUAUGAUUAUGCUAAUUAUGCGUUUGACCAUACAUGCAUGUUCACAUGAUCAAACCUUGUAAUCUUCGGCGACAGUAUGUUAUUUGAAGUGUAUCGACUCGUAUGGAGCAACUGUUGAGAGUGGCAUUCUCUUAUGGCUUCGAAUGGAAAUGUUUCGAGUUUUGGUUGUUUCUAAACUCUUUGAAAAUGUGAUAUUUUUUGUAAGAAUAAUUUCUUUUUUUGACUGCACAUAGUCAAAUUAGACAUUUGUUCAGAGUUAGUUAACUUUGCUGGCUUUUAUGUGGCAGGUUUAUAUUCGCAAUCACUAUUUUAUAACGUGGCAUUUUUAUGUAAAAAAGGAUUUAUUAGGCCUACCAAAUAAAAAAGUAAGAUGCAAGAUU